AUAACAGUUGCUAGAUGUUUCUAGUAAAUGCUAGUAUGAACAAUCUUCUUUUUUUUUUUUACUAUAAAUAAAUAUUCAUAGUUUCAUCUUUUUGCUUAACUAAUAUUUUUUGCUUCAAAAGAUUUGGAAAUCGACGUUUGAUCGGAGAAGAAAUGGUGAAGUGUUAUCCGACGGUGAGCGAAGAGUAUCAAAAAGCAGUUGAAAAAUGUAAGAGGAAGCUCAGAGGACUUAUCGCCGAGAAGAAUUGUGCUCCGAUUAUGCUGAGAUUAGCAUGGCAUUCAGCAGGGACAUAUGAUGUCAAAACCAAAACUGGCGGUCCAUUUGGAACAAUCAGGCACCCUAAUGAACUUAAACAUGGAGCUAACAAUGGUCUUGAUAUUGCUGUUCGACUUUUAGAGCCGAUCAAGGAACAGUUCCCAAUCCUAUCCUACGCUGACUUUUAUCAGUUGGCUGGAGUAGUUGCUGUUGAAGUUACGGGAGGCCCCGAUAUUCCUUUUCAUCCUGGGAGACAGGACAAGACAGAACCACCUCCAGAAGGCCGCUUGCCUGACGCCACCAAAGGCUCAGAUCAUCUGAGGGAGGUUUUUGGACACAUGGGAUUGAGUGAUAAAGACAUUGUUGCUUUAUCUGGUGGUCACACUCUGGGAAGGUGCCACAAAGAACGCUCGGGAUUUGAGGGAGCAUGGACCAACAACCCUCUCAUAUUUGACAAUUCCUAUUUCAAGGAGCUUUUGAGUGGAGAGAAAGAAGGUCUCCUCCAGCUACCAUCAGACAAAGCACUCUUAGAAGAUCCAGUCUUCCGCCCUCUAGUCGAGAAAUAUGCUGCAGAUGAAGAUGUAUUCUUUGCUGAUUAUGCUGAAGCUCAUUUGAAGCUCUCGGAGCUUGGAUUUGCAGAUGCUGAGUAAGGUGUGGUGAGAUCAGUCUGGUUCUUCCAAUUUUUCAUUUGUACUAUUUGUGUAUUUAAAACUUUAAAGGUCUAAAAACCAGCUUUACAUAUAUUAUAUGAUUGAAGAAUAUUGUAUGGCUAUUAGUCUUGUAAUAAUGCAACUUUUGUGUCUUUAUGUUUGUUGCUAGUAUAAACAAUAUAUUAAGUAAGGGUAAAA
Solanum pennellii is the source of this 1103-nucleotide messenger RNA. Its product is annotated as L-ascorbate peroxidase 2, cytosolic. The transcript is spliced from 10 exons. The coding region runs from base 153 to 905 and encodes 250 amino acids. Gene Ontology annotation, molecular function: heme binding; peroxidase activity. NCBI's taxonomy places the organism in Eukaryota, Viridiplantae, Streptophyta, Magnoliopsida, Solanales, Solanaceae. Gene Ontology annotation, biological process: hydrogen peroxide catabolic process; response to reactive oxygen species; cellular response to oxidative stress. The record is from RefSeq and is a predicted model, not a curated record.